Molecule: messenger RNA, 1162 nt
Organism: Phoenix dactylifera (date palm)
Lineage: Eukaryota; Viridiplantae; Streptophyta; Magnoliopsida; Arecales; Arecaceae
Product: hevamine-A-like
Biological process (GO): carbohydrate metabolic process
Cellular component (GO): extracellular region
Molecular function (GO): chitinase activity
Source: RefSeq, a predicted model, not a curated record
UUCCCUCAACCCAGGGAGAAGAGAAGCCCCAUUAGCUUUCCUCUCCUCUUACAUAGUUACAUUCACCAUGGCCACCAACCUCCUCCUCCCCCUCCUCCUCCUCGCCCUAGUCGCCGGCUCCCAUGCAGGCAGCAUCGCUGUCUACUGGGGCCAGAACGGCAACGAGGGCACCCUCGCCGACACCUGCGCCUCCGGCCUCUACUCCUACGUCAACCUCGCCUUCCUCACCACAUUCGGCAACGGCCAGACCCCCGUCCUCAACCUCGCAGGCCACUGCGACCCCUCCGCCGGCACCUGCACCAGCCUCACCUCCGACAUCCAGUCCUGCCAGUCCCAGGGCGUCAAGGUGUUCCUUUCCCUCGGCGGCGCCUCCGGAAGCUACUCCCUCUCCUCCACCGACGACGCCCAGAACGUCGCCCAGUACCUCUGGGACAACUUCCUUGGCGGCAGCUCCUCCUCUCGUCCCCUCGGAGCCGCCGUCCUCGACGGCAUCGACUUCGACAUCGAGGCAACCAACGGAGACUUCUUCGACACCCUUGCACAGGCUCUGUCGCAGUUCAGCAGCCAGGGAAACAAGGUCUACCUCACGGCGGCGCCGCAGUGCCCGUACCCCGACGCGCACCUCAACACGGCGCUGCAGACCGGGCUUUUCGACUAUGUCUGGAUCCAAUUUUACAACAACGCACAGUGCCAGUACUCGUCGGGGAGCAUCGACAAUUUGACCAGUGCGUGGAACACCUGGAUAUCGAGCGUGACGGCGACCAGCUUUUUCUUGGGCUUGCCGGCGUCGCCCGAUGCGGCCCCGAGUGGUGGGUACAUUCCUCCCGACGUGCUGAUUUCUCAGGUUCUGCCGGCAAUUCAGGGGCCAAAGUAUGGUGGGAUAAUGAUCUGGAGCCGGUACUACGAUGUGCUGAACAACUACAGUGCCACCGUGAAGAAUAGCGUUUGAAUUGCGUCCCAUACAUAUAUACAAGGAGGUCUAUACUUAUGGUCAUGUUUACUAAAAUAAUGACAAGCAGGUUGCUUGCCAAGAAAGAUCCAAUCUGAAAUCAAUUAAAUAUGUUUUGGAAAUAAAGAAGUGAUAUGGAUUCCUCUUUUUACUAAAAGAAUUAAGUGACCUUUCUUGAAAAAGAAAAUAAACAAAUAAAUAAAGUCAAAUGUA